UAUAGUGCGUGAGGUAUGGUAGCUAGAUUAAAACGCAGUGGACCUUCAGUACUUUUAGAUACAGCAGAAUAAUUACAUUCGUUUAUCUCCGUUUAAAUUUCGUUGGAAUUUAAAAACUCACGAAGCAAAGGCGCCGUCUUCCUUUUCUCAUCCCUUGAAAGAAUAAAGAGUCAGCCAAAAUGCUGCAGAGUUUCUCUCAGUCACAAGAUUGGUUCUACUCCGAGCCUCUCUUAUUUGAUGAUGAAUUCUGCCAGAGCUUGAUGAAGGACCUACAGUCGCUCCCCACGCCACCCCAGUCCCCUCCGAUGAAGGCUGGACUCAAUGCCAAACCACUUUCCAAGGAGGACCAGUUGAGCUACGUCUCUGAUAUACUCCUGGAGGAUCAAGACCCACAACUAAAUUGGAAUUUUGACAUUUUGUACGAUGGCAAUGCAACCGUGACAAAGGACCAACAGCCAGAGGAGUCCGACGACUGUUUGUGGCAUUGCCUCGGUGAUAAGUCUAUGGAAGAGAAGUUAUCGUCUGUGCUCUCCAGCAGCCCGCUGCUCUCAGACAUGGACACAAGAAUCUUUGAGGAAAUUGCUGGCUCCACACUGGACUGCCACACCGCGGCACUCGCGUGCCAAGCUUUGGAGAAUGAGGAUUUACUAUUGGACCGGCAGGAGCAAGGCAGCGAGUCAACCUCCGACUACGGCUCGGCGGGAGGCGAAUUCUCAACUUAUGGGAGCAGUGCUAGCGAUACUGAGGAGGAGAUAGACGUAGUGACUGUGAAGAGGACUGCCAGCCCCUCCCAGUCGGCAGAGGAGAGCCGGCGGCAACGGCGUGCCAUCAAGCGACAACACCUGGAGAUCCAGCUGCAGCACAAUUAUGCUGCCCCCUGCCCCACAUCACCCCUCCGCCCAGAGCUCUCGACCGCCUCAAACUCCCACCACAAGCGCUCCCGGGUCUCUGACUCGCACAGACACCACCACCACGGCUCGUCGGGCCGCUCAUCCUCGUCCCGCCACUACCUCAGCAGUCACCACCAGCCCAGCUCCUCUAGGCAGUCGCCGGACGUGGAAGAUGAGGAGGAGAGGAGGCAUACCCACAAUGUGAUGGAGAGGCAGCGGCGCAACGAGCUGAAGAACUGCUUCCUGCGGCUCAGGGAUAACGUACCCGAGCUGUCCAAUAACGACAAGGCCUCCAAGGUGGUCAUCCUGAAGAGGGCACGUGACAGCAUCCGUGGCCUGGAGCUGGAGGGCCAGAGACUGAACGCCAAGCGAGACAAGCUCAGAGACGGGCAGGAGCAGCUCAAAGCUAAACUGGAGCAGCUCAUGAGGUAAUGGUGGGACCAAGGAGAUGUAACACAAACAGGUGUAACACAAACAUUUAGAGACAUUUAAAUAAACCUGUUGAGAAGACCUGUCUGGACUUCAGGCUUAACGCUGCGCACACUCUGCAUGGUGGCAUCCAUCCCCUGCAGUGACUGUUCAAGAAGAAGUGAAUGUAGGGCCUCCCGGGUGGCGCAGUGGUCUAGGGCACUGCAUCGCAGUGCUAACUGCGCCACCAGAGUCUCUGGGUUCGCGCCCAGGCUCUGUCGCAG
Molecule: messenger RNA, 1582 nt
Organism: Salvelinus namaycush (lake trout)
Lineage: Eukaryota; Metazoa; Chordata; Actinopteri; Salmoniformes; Salmonidae
Gene: mych
Product: myelocytomatosis oncogene homolog
Exons: 3
Coding region: 180-1322 (380 amino acids)
Biological process (GO): positive regulation of cell population proliferation; regulation of transcription by RNA polymerase II
Molecular function (GO): DNA-binding transcription factor activity, RNA polymerase II-specific; protein dimerization activity; RNA polymerase II cis-regulatory region sequence-specific DNA binding
Source: RefSeq, a predicted model, not a curated record